AUGGAGUGUUCCCCUUGGCAAGAGAUUUUUACAAACAACAACCAGAUUGAAGCAUUUCAAGAGCUCAUCAUUGAAGGUCAUGAAUUCUCAGAGGAACAUUAUUGUUUGCCCGAAAAAUGCAAUGAUCUUGCACCAACCGAUCAUCUACUAGCAAUUACGGCGUCACAAAUAUAUGGUGACCCCUUUUCGGUCAUGAUGAGUAAAUACAAUGUCAACCACAUCCCUCAUAUACCGGCAAAUGACUUGGAGGGCGUGAGAUCAAAGGAGACGGUGAAGACUAAUCAAAAACCUGGAAAGAAAAAAAGAAUGGGCUAUAAUAGGAAAAGCUCAUGGACAUCUACGAAGGUAACUUCAUCUCCUGAAGAUGGACAUCAAUGGCGAAAAUAUGGUCAAAAGGAUAUCCUUAAUACAAAGCAUAAAAGGAACUAUUAUAGGUGUAUAUAUAGAUUUGACCAAGGGUGUCAAGCAACCAAACAUGUUCAAAAGAUUCAAGAUGAGCCAACUAAAUAUAAGAUAACUUACCAUCAAUACCACACUUGCAAAAACUUCUUAAGAUCCCCUCAAAUCAUUCUUGAUACCUCCUCGGAUCCUAAAGAUACAUCAAUUCUUCUUAGUUUUGAAUUAAAUGGGCUAACCGACGAAAGACAAGUUGAACCUCAUAUUCCAUCAAAGAAACGCGAAGAACAGUGUGAGCCCUUUUCUUCUGUAGGAGUGACACACAACCAAUCAUUUUCCUUUCACAAUGACCCAACGCCCGAACCUAUUUCUCUAAUGUCACCGGGCUUGAAACAUGAGGACAUGAGCUCCAUAAGUGGAUCUUUCCGAAAUUUUGAGAAUGGCGAUAUACUUCUUCAAACUGUUGAUUUUAGUCAAAUUCCAUUUGAUGUUUCUCAUUGUUACUCGGACGAAUACAAUUAUUUCUAG
Molecule: messenger RNA, 924 nt
Organism: Erigeron canadensis
Lineage: Eukaryota; Viridiplantae; Streptophyta; Magnoliopsida; Asterales; Asteraceae
Product: WRKY DNA-binding transcription factor 70-like
Exons: 3
Coding region: 1-924 (307 amino acids)
Biological process (GO): regulation of DNA-templated transcription
Molecular function (GO): DNA-binding transcription factor activity; sequence-specific DNA binding
Source: RefSeq, a predicted model, not a curated record